This is a messenger RNA of Harpegnathos saltator (Jerdon's jumping ant), 951 nucleotides long. RefSeq names its product trafficking protein particle complex subunit 31. Bases 178 to 753 code for a protein of 191 amino acids. NCBI's taxonomy places the organism in Eukaryota, Metazoa, Arthropoda, Insecta, Hymenoptera, Formicidae. The record is from RefSeq and is a predicted model, not a curated record. The transcript is spliced from 3 exons. Gene Ontology annotation, cellular component: TRAPPI protein complex; TRAPPII protein complex; TRAPPIII protein complex. Gene Ontology annotation, biological process: endoplasmic reticulum to Golgi vesicle-mediated transport.
AUUGCCUGACCCUUUAUUUGCUCUUACGAUGACGAGCCCGAUUAGAAGAAAUCAUCUGAUCGCUUUGUUCCGCCGAACGCAAUCAUUUUGACAGCACAAUACUUCGAGCGAUGUUGUAACGUUGUUUUGAUAACGCGAUUGUGAAGAUAGCUCGACUUAUAGAGCAAUUAUCGAAAAAUGUCAAGCAUCACGAUAUCAGCUAUAAGACCACGCACGAGCAUUCUCGACAAAUCAUUGAGCAAAGGUAAAGGAGAGGUUAGCUUGAGCUGUUUCGCCCUCCUGUUUUCUGAACUUGUGCAAUAUUGUCAGAACAGAGUUUACACCGUUCCGGAGCUACAAAAUAAACUGGCGGAAAUUGGAGCAGAAGUUGGGCACAGGAUAACGGAUCUGCUCGUUGUUCGAGAAAAAAGCGGCAAGCGCGAAAUAAAACUGCUAAAUGUGCUGUUAUUCAUCAAGAGUACCAUAUGGAAGUCCUUAUUUGGUCGUGAAGCUGACAAAUUGGAACAUGCUAAUGAUGAUGAACGUACUUAUUACAUCAUUGAGAAGGAAUCAUUGGUAAACAAAUUCGUGUCGGUGCCAAAAGAUAAGGGAAGCUUGAAUUGCGCCUCGUUUGUUGCUGGUAUCGUCGAGGCAGUGCUCUAUGAUUGUGGUUUUCCUGCAAAAGUCACUGCUCAUUGGCAUAAAGGGACUACAUAUAUGGUUAAAUUUGAUGAUGCUGUUGUUGCACGAGAUAAACAACUGGAAGAUAGAUAAUACAAAUAUAUAAGAGAAAAUUGUUUGCAUCAAAAGAAGAUACAUAUUAUAUGUACAUGCAAGCUAUAUUUUCAGCUGUGAGAUUAUAUUACCAUUUUUGUGUAUGAUAUGUUUAAAGGUUUUGAUCCAUCAGUUUUUGUAAUUAAUUGUUAACAAUGAUAAUCAAUAUAUUUGGUUUUGUCAUUCUACUUAAUAAUA